CUCCCCUCGCCCCUCGCCCCUCGCCCCCGCAAGCAUUGUCCGAACUGCAAAAGCAUCCGAUUCCAUGAGGAAGCUCACGCGGAGGCAAUCGCUACCGACGCUCCUGCCGAACCGCUCAGCUCGAAUCGUAAAAGGCUGAUGAUACGGGCUGUACACCUGCCAAUCAUCUGGUCUCGAAAGCUCGUUACCUGCUGCUUCGUUCACUCGGCAGGAAGGGGAGGAGGUAAGGUCAUAGCUGAAGAAAAACAAGCUUGAGUUGCGAUUUUUACAAGCGCCGGCGCAAUUCAACUUUCUGUCUACCUCUCCUCUUACCAUUUUCUCUUAUACAUAUCAAGCCUCGGUGCUCCGGGACUGAAGUGGAGUGAACUGGGGUGAACUGGAGACACUAUAUCAGACUCAUCGGUCGACCCCUAUCGACGCCCCUCGGACCCGUCCAUUUCACGAUAUCUCCAAAGCAUGAACCUAGCGGAUCCGUCCACCACGCGGCUAUCGCCUAAAUCUGGCCCCAGUAAAGGCCCUACUCAUACGAGUCCAGAGACAACGACCGGCCAAGCCACACGAUCUGAUAACACUAUCACUGGGCCAUGGACAUCCCCAUCCGAUCGAGCGGCUCUGUUCGAAGCAUUUGAGCAUUAUAGAUUCUCGGAUGAUCCAAAUUUCAGGGCUGGACUACCGACUGUCAUUGGAGCUAUACGGGGUACGAAGCGGAGCGCAGCUCAGAUCGACGAGAUAAUGGGUCGCGCUCAAUGGUUCUACUUUACUAGACUGUAUCAGAUAUCCAUACCUUGGGAAUCUUACGCCUCAUGGUCCAAUGGGAAUUCAUCACGGUCAUCCACUUCUCACCCAUCCUCUUCGACAUCGUCCUCACCUCGGGGUUCAUCACUUUCAAGAUCACCCACCCCGCUUCAUCCGGCGCCGAAGCCAAGAGAUCCAAUGGCAGUAUUAAAUCAUCUCGCCGAAGCCAAGAGAAUGAUGGAAGAUACUUCGGGGUCCAGUUCUUCCGUCCAGUCGAGCUCCCCAGGCGACCAAGGAAUGAGCUUCAGCAUGUUGUGCACGUUGAUAUCAGAGGGCAGGGCGGGGGAAGUACCGGUCAAGAUGAUACCUGAUCAGCUGAAUACAUCGCCUCCCUCUGACUCUAUCCUACCCACACGGCUCAAACCAUGGGAGCAACCCCAACCAUUCUUCACCCAUCGAUCCGUCUCUCAGACUUCCCCUUCAUCCUAUAACGCAUCGCCCCCGCCAACUGUCUACUACGGCCUUCCCCAAGCUCCUCCAUUUCCCUCUGGUCGCAAUUCCUCCACCACCCAUUCACCUGCCAAUUCCGUUCGACAUUCUCCUCCUAUCUUUGCAUUCGACAGUAUGGGAGUCUAUAGACAACGUUCCAAUGCUUCCUCUUCAUCACUUCAUUCCCCUGUCCUUCCCCUCCCUCCCUCUCGACAGGAUCCAUCUCCUCCAGGCACCUCUUCCUCAUUCACCAACCCAUCCCUUGCACCUUCUCCUCCCGCCAUGGAUUUACCUACGUCGUCGAGUCCUUUCGAUCUCGCAACGGUGGGGUUACACAGUGGUUCAUCGACAGAUCCCGAGCUUGACCUACAUGACCUCAUCGUGGAUGACGAUGAUGAUCACGCCGCUUUGCUCGUGUAGAUGGACAAAGCAGCAAUGAUCGCCCUUCGAUCGAUCCAGAAGGGACCCUGUUCAGCCAACUCUCCCCGUACGAUUUUACGACAGCUACGACAG
Messenger RNA from Kockovaella imperatae, 1737 nucleotides. RefSeq lists its product as hypothetical. The coding region runs from base 457 to 1644 and encodes 395 amino acids. Lineage: Eukaryota; Fungi; Basidiomycota; Tremellomycetes; Tremellales; Cuniculitremaceae. The transcript is spliced from 4 exons. The record is from RefSeq and is a predicted model, not a curated record.